Ilyonectria robusta is the source of this 1230-nucleotide messenger RNA. Its product is annotated as secreted aspartic proteinase precursor. The coding region runs from base 1 to 1230 and encodes 409 amino acids. Gene Ontology annotation, biological process: proteolysis. The record is from RefSeq and is a predicted model, not a curated record. NCBI's taxonomy places the organism in Eukaryota, Fungi, Ascomycota, Sordariomycetes, Hypocreales, Nectriaceae. The transcript has a single exon. Gene Ontology annotation, molecular function: aspartic-type endopeptidase activity.
AUGGCUCCCUCUUUGUCUGAGCUUUUCGUUGCCGGCCUGGCAUUCGCUGUCACGGUCACUGGUGUUCCCACCAACUUGAAGAAGAACCACUUCUCCGUCACGCAGGUCAAGAACAACAAGUUUACUACAAAGAACGGCCCUCUGGCUCUCGCCAAGGUCUACAAGAAGUAUGGCGUUGCUCUUCCCGCCGAGCUUGCCGCUACCGUAGACAAGAUCAAGGAGACCAACGUCCGUCGCGCUGAGGGCGAUGCGACGACGACGCCUACCGAUGGUGACAGCGAGUGGUUGACUCCCGUCAGCAUUGGAACUCCCCCCCAGACUCUGAACCUGGACUUUGAUACCGGUUCUUCGGAUCUUUGGGUUUUCAGCAGCUUGACUGCUGCGAGCGAGGUCAACGGUCAGACCAAGUACGACCCAACCAAGAGCACUACUUCCAAGAAAUUGACUGGAGCCACUUGGUCUAUCUCAUACGGUGACGGAAGCUCAUCCUCUGGCACCGUCUACACCGACAAGGUCAACGUCGGCGGCCUCGUCGUCAGCGCUCAAGCCGUCGAGGCUGCCAAGACCGUGUCUGAUAGCUUCACCUCCGAGUCGGACCUCGACGGUCUCCUGGGACUGGCUUUCAGCUCCAUCAACACCGUCAAGCCCACGAAGCAGAAGACCUUUUUCGACAGCUCCUUGCCUCAGCUCGAUUCGCCUGUUUUCACUGCCGACCUCAAGCAGGACGCUCCCGGAUCCUACAACUUCGGAUAUAUUGACAGCUCCGCCUAUACUGGAUCUAUCACUUACACCAGCGUCGAUUCCUCGCAGGGCUUCUGGGAGUUUAUUUCUACUGGAUAUGCUGUUGGCAGCGCUACUUUCACCAAGACCUCCAUUGACGGCAUUGCUGAUACCGGCACCACCCUCCUUCUGCUCCCCAGCUCCAUCAACAAGGCCUACUAUGCUAAGAUUUCCGGUGCCAAGCUCGAUAACAAUGUCGGCGGCUACGUCUUCCCCUGCUCGGCCACUAUUCCCAGCUUCACCUUCGGCGUUGGCAGUGCCAGGUUCACCAUCCCUGCUGCGUACAUGAACUACUCUCCUAUCUCGGAAGGCUCUUCGACCUGCUUCGGUGGACUUCAGCCCAGCGAGGACAUUGGCAUCAACAUCUUCGGUGAUAUUGCUCUCAAGGCCGGAUUUGUGGUUUUCGAUGGUGGCAACACCCGUUUGGGCUGGGCUACCAAGGCGCUGUAA